AUGUCGACGGUCAAGAAUGGUAGGAUUAUCGCCAAACACCCUUCGGUAAAGAUACUGUCCCACAAGCAGAUUAAAACGACGAUCUAUGUUAAAUCCACAACGCCUUACAUCUCAGCAGUCAAAAGAGUGAACAAGUUUCUGAGCCAGUUGCAAAGACACGGAGCACAAUAUGUGACCGUAUUGGGUAUGGGUAAAGCUGUUGAAAAGACGCUUUCUGUGGGAUGCCAUUUCCAGGAAGAAAAGGGCAAAAAAGUAGUGGUGUUAACUCAAACCAUCCCAUUAGUGGAUGAGAUUCUUGCCGAACAAGCCGGCGACGAAGGCGAAAGCGCCGAAGAUAUUGAAGACGCGGAUUUAGAAACCGUACUGCGAAAAAGGACCGCUAGUGGUGUUGAGGUUCGAAUAUACCCCUAG
Molecule: messenger RNA, 411 nt
Organism: Lachancea lanzarotensis
Lineage: Eukaryota; Fungi; Ascomycota; Saccharomycetes; Saccharomycetales; Saccharomycetaceae
Gene: POP7
Product: LALA0S04e05160g1_1
Exons: 1
Coding region: 1-411 (136 amino acids)
Biological process (GO): tRNA 5'-leader removal; nuclear-transcribed mRNA catabolic process, RNase MRP-dependent; intronic box C/D snoRNA processing
Cellular component (GO): nucleolar ribonuclease P complex; ribonuclease MRP complex
Molecular function (GO): RNA binding
Source: RefSeq, a predicted model, not a curated record